Molecule: messenger RNA, 1785 nt
Organism: Physella acuta
Lineage: Eukaryota; Metazoa; Mollusca; Gastropoda; Physidae
Product: alanine racemase
Biological process (GO): peptidoglycan biosynthetic process; D-alanine biosynthetic process
Cellular component (GO): cytosol
Molecular function (GO): alanine racemase activity; pyridoxal phosphate binding
Source: RefSeq, a predicted model, not a curated record
ACACGCAAUUGUGUGUGUUGCAUCGUGUCGCAUGUCUUUUGAAAGCCUCAGGAAAAACUAACUUAUAACGCUUGCUGGAUGGUCUACACUCGUGUGAUAUAGUUACAGCUUCAUGGGCUUACUAGAUAUACUGCUUGUGUUUGUGUGUGUUUCAACAGGAAAAUAUUCUUAUACAAUAGAGGAAGAAACCAUCAGCGUGGAUCUGCCCCGCCCUCCAUCGUCUGCUAGCGGCCUGACGUCACGAUGAUCAAGUCCAAGGUCAAGGAGGUGACGGACUUCAGCAAGGCGGGCCGCAGCACCUUCAUCAGGGUGGAGCUCGACGCCAUCGUCAACAACAUCAACAUCCUCAAGUCCAAGUGUGAGGACCACACACAAAUCAUGGCCGUGUUGAAAGGAAACGCUUACGGCCACGGUGCUGUAACGGUGGCCAAACAUUUGAACUACAUUGGCCUGGAACAUUUCGCCGUGGCCACGUCACUAGAGGGCCAGGAACUACGGUCUAACUACAUCACUGGCUUUAUUCAAGUACUGGGCAGCUGUGCCGAGGAAGAGAUCGACACGAUGCUGCAGUACGACCUCACACCAACAGCCAGCACCGAGUCCUUCAUCAAGAAACUAGCCGAGAGGGCGGCGGUCAUCGAACCCUGCUUGAGUGUCGCCGGCAGUGAGGACGAGAUCCGGUCAACCGGCUUUAGUUCACCCGGCUCCCAGUCACCCGGCUGUCAGUCUCCCGGGUGUCUCACCCCAAGACAGCAUUACCCGGGCCGUCUGUCCCCUGGCCGCCACUCAUCCGACCCCCACUUCUCAGAGCGCCACUCCAAGGGACGCUACUCCCCAGAAGGAUACUCCCAGGGACGCCACUCCCCGAUACGUCACUCCCCAGAAAGCCAUUCCCCAUCAAGUUUUGGCUCUUGUAAAGUAGUGAGGACACGAAAGAACGUUUCUGUCGUGAUCAAAGUUGACACUGGCAUGUCCAGGAAUGGAUGCCAGGUGGAGGACCUGCCCAAUUUAAUCGAGACUUGCAAGAAAGAGGGCGUGACCGUCCACAGCAUCAUGACGCACUUUGCCCAAGCGUGGGACGACCCAGAGUUCACUGCCCUUCAACUGCAGACUUUCCUGACAGCCACCAAACAGUACAAAGAUAAAGGGAUCAAACUCCAUGCGGCCAACUCAGCUGCCAUUAUACGAGGUAUUGCCACUGAUCUGGACUUCGUUAGACCGGGUAUAGCUAUGUAUGGGCUACCAUUAGACUCUAGCCCUGAAACAGCACAGUCGUACCAGGAACUGGGCCUACAACCGGCACUGUCCUGGGUCGCUAGACCCGUCCUUAUAAAACACCUGGAGGCGGGUAGGAAGGUGGGAUACGACCAAACAUAUGUAAUACCAGAGGUGGCACAGAGAAUAGCGACCUUCAGCUUUGGAUACGCCGAUGGCUACAACAGACUCUUGUCUUCACAGGGCGUACUGGUAGAUAUGAAAGGCCAUGAGUACUCGGUGGUCGGCCGCGUUUCUAUGGACGCCGUCACCGUAAACGUGGACGAGAAAGUCGACGAGUCCACCAUCUUCUACGUCAUCAAAAACGACUACAGCGCCCCCAACUCGGCGGGAAACAUGGCCGCCAUGUUGAAUACGAUUCCCUACGAGGUCGCCACAAGCCUGGCCCAUCGUUUGCCGAGACUUUACUACCUGAAGAAAAUGUAUGUGUUCAGGGAGGAGUAGGCGAACAUAGGAUUGUACUAGGAAGAAUAGUCUGGGAUAGUGCAGGGCGAGUAGGCAAAGUCUGGG